Messenger RNA from Vicia villosa (hairy vetch), 3983 nucleotides. RefSeq lists its product as uncharacterized. The transcript has 7 exons. NCBI's taxonomy places the organism in Eukaryota, Viridiplantae, Streptophyta, Magnoliopsida, Fabales, Fabaceae. The record is from RefSeq and is a predicted model, not a curated record. Bases 453 to 3827 code for a protein of 1124 amino acids.
CAAAUCGUAUUCAUCUCCUCUCCUUUGUAUUCAGCCUUUUCGCUUCAAUAUACGAUUUCAAUCUGAUUCCUUCUUUUCGUCUCCUCUCCACAAACCCUUUCGAUUUCAAUUUGUUCAUUCAAAUUCAAACCCUAAAAAUGAUUUGAAAUUGGAAUUAAACAUCUUCACUCAAUAUGGAACCCUAAUAAUCAACCCUACCAAUCAUUUGAACGGUCAUAUUCGCUUCGUUCAAUUGCAAAUUCACAACCCGUAUUUCUGUAAACAGGUUUUCUGGUGUUCUAUUCUGCUACUCCGCAAUCUAAAGUUCUUCAAUCGGUCGUUCUACUGCUCGAUUCUGUUACUCGACAAUCAACAAUUCUACAGUCAAUCAAUUUCCAGAAAAAUCUUGAUUGAGUCACUAGUAUCUCACUAACUUCACCAGCUAGAACCUUUGGGUACUUCCAUUUUGAAUCAUGCCAAUUGAUAAAUCAUGGAUUGACAAAUCACAAGACACGCUUGAAUAUGAAAAUGGAUUAAUUAAUUUUUUGAAUUUCGCAUUUCACCAUAAAUCUAUUGAUGGUCUUAAGAUAAAGUGCCCAUGUUCAAAAUGUGGUUUCAAGAAGUGGGGAACAUGGGAUGAGGUUUAUGUACACCUCAAAAAUAGACCUUUUCCAAAAAAUUACAAAGUUUGGAACUGGCAUGGUGAAAGGUCAAGUAUAAAAGAGCCUCAAGUAGUUGAAAGGGCACAUGUCACGGAAGAUACCUUUCAACCACAAAAUACAAUGGAAAACAUGGUCCAUGAUGCAUUUGGAUUUACCCAAAGUAGUCCGAAUAAUCUUGAUCCAUCUUCUGAGCACAAUCGCGAAGGGCGUAAUUCAACGUGCGGUGAAGAUAAGGUCGAGUUUUUUGAGUUGUUAAAAGAUGUUAAUCAACCAUUAUAUGAAGGGUGUACAAACUACUCAAAGUUAUCAUUUCUAAUUAAAUUGUAUCAUAUAAAAUGCUUGUGUGGAGUAAGUGACAAAGCAAUGACUAUGAUUAUAGAGUUAUUAAAAGACGUGUUUGUAGAUGCCAAGAUUCCUGUUUCAUUCUAUGAGGCUAAGAAAAUAAUCAACAAACUUCGUCUUGAUUAUACUAAGAUAGAUGCUUGCCCAAAUGAUUGUAUGUUAUAUUGGGGUGAAGAAAAUCAAGACUUCGAAGAAUGCAAACGAUGCAAAACAUCUAGGUGGAAGGAUGACAAGAAGAAGAAAUCUGCAAAGAUACUACGCUACUUUCCACUAAAGCCAAGAUUACAACGACUUUUUAUGUGUUCUAAAACCGCAGAGUCUAUGAGAUGGCAUGCAUUGGAGGCUAAUCAAGAUGGGAUGAUGAGACAUCCUAGAGAUUCUGAGGCAUGGAAAACAUUUGACUUACUGCAUCCAGAAUUUGCUACGGAUUCUCGAAAUGUACGACUUGGCCUAGCCACUGAUGGCUUUAACCCUUUUGGUGUGAUGAGUACUAACUAUAGCAUUUGGCCCGUAGUUCUUAUCCCAUAUAAUCGCCCUCCUUGGGAGUGCAUGAAGCAUACAUCAACAAUCCUUUCUAUGAUCAUUCCUGGAAAACAAGCGCCAGGAAAUAAUAUAGAUGUGUACUUACAACCUCUUAUCAAAGAGUUGAAAGAAUUGUGGUAUGAUGGAGUUCAAACAUUAGAUUUGUCAAAAAAUGAAAUAUUUAUGAUGAAGGCAGCUUUGAUGUGGACUAUUAGUGACUUUCCAGGGCUUGGAACUUUAUCAGGAUGGAACACACACACUAAGCUUGCUUGCCCCACAUGUAAUAAUGAUACUGAAAAUUAUAGAUUAAAGAAAGGUGGGAAAUGGUGUUUUAUGGGUCAUCGUCGAUUUUUAGAAAAAGGUCAUAAAUUUCGAUUGAGUCGGUCUCGUUUUAAUGGAAAAGUUGAGCUAAGAGAUGCGCCCGCUACUUUGUCAGGGCUAGAUAUCUUGAACCAGUUAAAGGGAGUAAAUGUUGCCUUUGGAAAAGUGUUAGAAUCUAAAGACAAAGAUGGAGGAAAAAGAAAACGGAAAAAGAAAACUAUUGAUGAAGGACCAAGGCAGUGGAGGAAGAAAAGUAUAUUUUUUGAUCUUCCUUAUUGGGAUUCCAAUUUGUUGCGCCAUAAUUUAGAUGUUAUGCACAUUGAAAAAAAUGUUUGUGAUAAUGUUGUAUACACUUUGCUCAAUGAAACUGGGAAAUCAAAAGAUAACCUUAAAGCUCGUGAGGAUCUUAAAUUAAUGGGAAUAAGGAAGGAUCUUUGGCCAGAUAGUAAUAAAAGAUUCCGCCCAUCUUUAUUUACAAUGUCAAAUUCAAAUAAAGAUAUAUUCCUACAAACUUUGAAGAAUACUAUUUUUCCUGAUGGAUACUCAAGUAACAUUUCUAGGUGUGUUGACAUAAACAAUCGAAAACUUUUUGGGAUGAAAAGCCACGAUUGUCAUGUUCUUAUGGAGCAAAUACUACCUAUUGCUAUACGAAAUGUCCUACCAGACAAUGUGACUGCAGUGUUAGUAGAGUUAUGUUCAUUCUUUCGUCAAUUAUGUGCCAAGAGUUUAAGUCACUUGGAUCUCGAUAGACUCCAGUCUCGAAUCAUUCUCACUCUUUGUCACUUAGAAAUGUUAUUUCCUCCUUCAUUUUUUACAAUCAUGGUUCAUUUGACUUGUCAUCUUGUUGGUGAAGCAAAACUUGGAGGUCCAGUACACUAUCGUUGGAUGUAUCCUAUUGAAAGGUACUUGGGACACUUGAAAUCCUAUGUUAGGAAUAAGGCACAACCCGAAGGUUCUAUUGCUGAAGGAUAUCUUGCAGAAGAGGUUCUCACAUUUUGCUCUCAAUAUAUAGAUGACAUUGAGACUCGAAUCAAUAGACCUUCGCGUGUUGAUGAUUAUCCUGAUGAAAGAGAUUCAUCCCACAGAUCUACAAUUUUUCCACCUAUAGGCAGGGCAGUAGGAGCAUUCUCGACCUUUGAUUUAUCAACCAUGGAGAAAACUCAAGCACAUCGAUAUGUGUUGUUAAAUUGUCCCCAAGUCAAACCUUAUAUAGAUGAAUUUAAAGAGUACUUACGGAUACGAUCUAAGAGGCGAAGGCAGUCAACAACAGAGAUAGAGAAAAUGAUCAGUAAAGAUUUCAUUAUUUGGUUUCCUCAAAGGAUUAUGAACCCAGACAUAUCAAAUAUAGUGUCAGAUGAUCUCAAGUAUCUUGCAAAAGGUCCAACAACACAAGCUAGAAGAUAUUCCGCAUUUAAUAUCAAUGGAUUCAAAUUUCGAACCUUAGCACGAGAGCAUGGGUUGAAAACCCAAAAUAGUGGUGUUUAUUUAACAUCUUCAACAUCGUGUGUUUCUAGUAGUGUCGAUACAAACUUCAGAGAAGCAGAUUUGUUAUAUUAUGGGAAAUUAGAAGAUAUCAUUGAGCUUAACUACUAUGGCCGAUUUAAAGUUACUCUAUUCAAAUGUAAAUGGGCUGACACAACUAGGGAUAGGGGGUACAAAAAAGAUGCAUGGGGUUUUAGUUCCGUUAAUUUUUCAAGAAGUAUUCACACUGGUGAUCGUGAAGAACACGAUCCGUACAUUGAGGCCUCACAAGCUCAAAUGGUCUAUUAUGUGAAUGAUGAGAUAGAUAAAGACUGGAGUGUUGUUGUCAAUUUGAAGCCAAGAGACUUAUAUGAUAUGGGAGAUCAAAUAGAAAUUGAACUUUGUCCUGAGCAAAACUUGGAUCAAUUUUUUGGAGACUUUGAUGAUCUGUCUUUAAUAAGGGAGGAUGUAGAUGAUGAACUAAUAAGUGAGGGGCAUGUUAAUGAUGAGAUUGAUGGAGAUGAACUUAUGUCAGAAUAAGAGCAAUGACUAUAUAUAGCAAUGCCAAAGCCAAGGAGGAUUACAAAUUUUCUUAAAUUAGCUAAUCAGAGCUCCACACAUGUUGCAUCUGUACCUAAUGAUUCAGUUCAUAAUCUAGUAGCUCCUCUUGCACCAAAUCUUGUGUCUACUACUGCA